AUGCCUAUCGACACCUCCAACCAAGACAAGGGCGUUACCGGAGCCGCCAAAUUUGUCACAUCCACACUCGGUAACACGGUCGGCGGAGUCACUCGCACACUGGGUGGAGUAACUGGUGCUGCUGGUCGAGGCGUUGGCAACACUAUCACCAGCGCAACGGGCAGCACAGGUGAAGGAGUCGGGAAUGCGCUGGGCAGCGCAAGUUCGGGAAUUGAGAAUGGAGCAAAGUCGGUAGCGAAGGGUGUUGAGGAUGCCGGGAAAUGGAAAUGA
Molecule: messenger RNA, 270 nt
Organism: Penicillium salamii
Lineage: Eukaryota; Fungi; Ascomycota; Eurotiomycetes; Eurotiales; Aspergillaceae
Source: the annotation of a GenBank genome assembly